AUGGCGGUCUUUCAAAUGUUAGUCAUCUCAGGAUGUAUUUUUGUCACUCUGUACAUCUCCUGCACCGUCUUAGUUGGGAAAGGAAGGUUUGGAUCCCUCCUCAGAGGCGCUGCCACAAAUUUGGAGCAGGAGAAGACCAACAACUUCGAUGUGAGCGGAGAUAGGAGCGGUCGAAGGCUUCGACAUGUUAAUGUGGUGAAGAAAUUGGAGGAGUGGAAAGCCGGGGCCGAGGAGAGGAAAUUGGAGAAGGUUGCUGAGGAUUUCCUUAAGAAGCGGGCCAAAGCAGCGAAGAAGUCGACGUCCGGUGAUUCCGAGAAGUACAGGGAAGUGCGGUUAAAGAUAUGGACUGGGAAGCGAAAGCUUGAUGAGAGCGAUACUGAUGAGGACGAUGAGGCUGACAGCGAUGAUGAUGAAAAUAUCUGUUAUUCUGGCCGAAAAUGUGGGUCUUCUGGUGGAGGUUCUACAGAAAGCAACUUUGAGGAAGAAAACGAUGUUGCGGGUAGAAGGGGUUUUGAAUUGGAGGAAGCUACAAGAAGUAAAGCAGUUCAUGCUGAAGCGGAGGUCUCUGUUGAUUCUGAAUUGGGAAUCCGCAAAAAGACUAUGUUUCAAGCCCUGCGCCCUGGUAUCUCUGAUUUGGAGGCGGGGGCAGCUUCUGGAAUUGAAGCUGUUCAAGCUGGAGGAACCGGUCCUAUUGAACCCGAAUCUGGGAAUCAUGAAGAACAAGUUGGUCAGGCUACCAGCGGAACCGGUUUGGAAGAGUCGAAGGGUUCUGACGGCGGAGCUAUUGCUGCCAAACCAAAUGAUGCUGUUGAGCCGAAACUGGAAUAUCAUGAUAUAGUUAUUGAAGAUGCAAACAUUUCAGAUAUGAAGAAACCAUUGAAUUUUGAGGAGUUCAACUUUGCUGCUGAGGUGGAGGUAAUUUUACCUUUGAUCCGUAUUUAUUUUGUUUCUGUUGGAUUGGUUGCUGCUGUUUGA
This is a messenger RNA of Telopea speciosissima, 975 nucleotides long. Its product is annotated as replication stress response regulator SDE2-like. Gene Ontology annotation, cellular component: nucleus. Lineage: Eukaryota; Viridiplantae; Streptophyta; Magnoliopsida; Proteales; Proteaceae. The record is from RefSeq and is a predicted model, not a curated record.